AUGAGGAAGUCUUCAAUGGUAUUUCAUUUGCAAUAUAUAAACGAAGAAACUAUCCAUGAGCACAUCUUAGAACGUUAUAUUGAUCUGGGGUCACAUUCUGAUGAUCUAAAACAAGAUCUGGGUACUUUCAAUAAGAACGAACAUCUAUUGGAAAUAGACAUCGAACCUCCUGCAGCGGUGAAAAAACUGAAGAAGAGAAAAAAUAAGCCUCGUCAAGUACCCAGUGAUAGGUAUAAUUUCGUUAUAGAACAGUCUAUAACAAGCCUUUUCUCAUCAAGAGAUAAUUCAAAUUCUACUACAGGCUAUGUGCUUUGGUCCACAACACCAUUUUUCCUCAAAUGGCUUCUUUAUGACAAAAACGCAGAACCACUGAGGAGUGGUGGUGAUGUGGAGAUCUUAAAUGACCCCAAACGUCAAUGUUUGAAUAUUUCACCGCUGCUGUCCAAACCAAACUCUGGCGAUUCGAUGUGCGUCUUGGAGUUAGGAACAGGGGUAUCAGGCAUGUUACCAAUUGUUCUUAGUAACUACGUCGAUACAUUUGUCUGCACCGAUCAAAAAGGUAUAUUGAAUAAGCUGAAAUUCAAGUUGCAGGAAAAUUUAUUACAACUGAACAAACGGAAGUGCAUUUCAAAAUCAUUAGGCCUUCAUGAUGACGAAUUAGAAUCUACUAGUCCUAAAGUUAAACUAGAGAUAAUGCUACUAGAUUGGGAAAAUUUCAAAUUGAAAUCCAGUGGUAUUCUGUUAGAUACUUUGACUACUGCUAAGAGAAUUCACAUAAUCGCAAUGGAUGUGAUAUAUAACGAAUAUCUUAUUAACCCAUUCUUGAACACACUAAGCCAGUUGAUGGAAUAUUUCCAAGGCCACGAUAUGGAGGUACAUGCUCUCAUCGGCAUUCAUUUAAGAUCUGAAUGUGUCUUGACGGAAUUCCUAGAAAAGGCAAUCAUUGAAUAUGAACUUCCAGUUUAUCAUGUAUCUGAUUCAACAUUGAAAUGUACAAGGUUUAGCUUAUAUUAUCUAUAG
Messenger RNA from Zygotorulaspora mrakii, 1020 nucleotides. It is a transcript of the gene RKM5, whose product is annotated as S-adenosylmethionine-dependent methyltransferase. The transcript has a single exon. NCBI's taxonomy places the organism in Eukaryota, Fungi, Ascomycota, Saccharomycetes, Saccharomycetales, Saccharomycetaceae. The record is from RefSeq and is a predicted model, not a curated record. The coding region runs from base 1 to 1020 and encodes 339 amino acids.